AUGGCGGGAUCAGACGCCUUCACGACACUCAUUAUGAAAGGUUUGGUGUAUCUUCUUUUGCUGAACACGAUCAGCCCGGUGCUUGCCGUCCCGGUUGAAAAUGAGUCUCCGAUCGUUGCCAGGGAGCAGACUCUCAGAAAAAGAGACUACCCGGUCCUAGCAGGACAUCCUACUAGCUGCAAUGCUUGGACAGUAAUUCGUAGGACCGAUACCUGCGCUUCCAUCAUUCAGGUGGCGAAGAUGUACCAGAUUGUACUUACACAGACGACAUUCCUUAAGUACAAUCCUGGAUUGAAGAACAACUGUGCGAAUGUCAAAAAGUCGACCUCGGUCUGGGCUUGUAUCCGAACACAAGACCCCCCAAAGCCUACAAAGAAGACCACAACAACCACCACCAAGAAGACCACCACCACCACUCCAAAGAAGACCACUACUACCACAACCUCAAAGAAGACUACUACAACUACUACAACCCCGAAGAAGACUACAACCACCACAACUUCACCCAAACCACCAGCAACUACGACAACCACCAAGCCGAGUACUACUACCACUACCGCUGAGCCAAGUACUACGACUACAACCACUUCUUCCGCUAAGACGACUAGUACUACUACUGAAGACGAUGUUGAUGAUACCAAAACUACCACUUCCUCCGCUAAGACCACUACCACUAUCACUACUACUAGUAGUGAUACUGAGGUCAAUGUGGAGACUACCCGUCCCAGUAACUCCACUACCACAAACGCUACAGGUGGUGGACCAUCUGUCAAGACUACUACUACUACUUUGAGCACAACUAGUGAAGAUUUAGAUGGAAACUCUCCUGGAACUACGACUUCACAGACCACAACCACGACUCCCAAGGUCACUACCACAACUAGUGCUGAUGGCGAUGAUGAAAGCUCGACUACGACUACCACUUCGCAGGCUACUACUACAACCACAACUUCUAAAGCUACUACCACAACAACUAGCGAGAAAGAAUCUACCACUACAACAACGACUACAUCAGCCAAGCCGACUCCAACUGGUUACGAAUUUGCCAUUACUGGAGCUCAGAAUGGCUGUGCUAACAGACAAGACAUCAACACAUUGGAAGCAAAGGAUCCUGAUGUUUUCAAUCUGUUGCUUGUAGCUAUGAAUAAGCUUCAUACCGCCGGCGAGACUGACCCAUGGAGUUACUACCAACUCUCUGGUAUUCACGGUAUUCCGUUCGUAGCAUGGCCAGAUCCGAAGGCUGCCUCCCCAGGUAAUGGUGAAUCUUUCGAUAGGACCAGAGGUUACUGCCCACACGGCAGUCUUCUCUUCGCUACCUGGCAUCGUCCAUACAUGCUUGUUCUUGAGCAAGCUCUUGUCGCUGCCGGUGAGGAGAUCGCAGAGAAAUACAAGACUGAAGCCCUCAAGACGAAAUACCAGGCUGCUGCAAAGAGGCUCAGAUUCCCAUACUGGGAUUGGUCAACCCGCCAAUUUGAGAGUCACACCCCGGAUAUCGUCAAGAAAGAAAAGGUUACAGUCAUUACUCCAGAUGGUCAAAAGACCAUUGAUAACCCAUUCCACUCCUACAUUUUCAAGGAUCAAGAGAAUCAAACAUUCAAGAAGCCAUUCAUUGGAGCGAAGCGUACUACCCGUGGUACUUCCAAGUUCACCGGCGUUUCUGAUGAAGCUGCCGCCGAUAAAGCUAUGCAGGCUGGUUUCAUUACCCGUCGUCAACAAACUUUCAACAACUUGAUGAGUACAUCUUCCUUCAACGACUUCUCUAGUGCCCUCGAAGUUUUGCACAACCAAGUUCACGUUGAAAUCGGAGGUGAAGGUGGUGGUGCAAUGUACUAUCUCGCCUAUUCUGCUUUCGAUCCCAUCUUCUGGCUUCAUCACAAUAACAUCGAUCGCCUCAUGGCAAUCUGGCAGGCAGCUAACCCAGAUCUUAAGCUCGCCAGUGGUCGUGGUGUCGGAACCUUCCAACGCCGCGUCACAGCCGGUGUUACCCAAGAUGACGAAAACACUCCACUCUACCCCUUCAAGCACCCCAAUGGAGAAUGGUGGACCUCUAAGGACGUUGAAGACGUCAGUGCAAUCUGGUCGUACGGCUACGGUUUCCCCGAAGUACCCUGCGACAAGAAGGAUGUCAGUCAGGAGGAUCUUGAUACUUUCUCUACCGAACAAAUUAACUUGCUUUAUAAGCCUGAGGCUUUGGUCCAGAAGCGUGCAGAGACCGAGUCUAGAAGCGAAUGGAACGUUAACAUUAUCGUUGAUCAGGCUGAGAUGUCUGAGACUUUCUCUAUCUACGUCUUCUUGGGCAAGCCGCCAUCAGACUCUGCAGAAUGGAUUAAGGCCGAUAAUAAGAUCGGUACUUUGUCUGUUCUUGGAAACCCUGAUAUGAAGAGGGUGUCGAACCUUCAGACUGCUAUUAUCCCAAUUAAUGCCAUUCUUAAGGCCAAGGGUGUUGAGGGUACCGAAGAAGAGAUCAACGAGUACCUGAAGAAGAAUCUUGCUUGGACAGCCAUGAGCAAUGGUGAGGAGAUCGAUGUCAACAAAUUCAAGACCCUAAAGGUCGGUGUCACUGUCAACACCAUCACGGUCAGCACCGAUGUCUCCGUCAAGGCCGAAUUCAGCGAUCCAGUUCUCGUCACUGCCAUCACUGAAGAAAAGAAAGCCGGUGUCAGCACAGUCGAAGAACUUGCUGAGCCAGUUGAUAAGAGCGGUAAAACGGUAGCUGCAGUUGAACGUUUCGCUGCCAUUGUCGUCGGCGAGACAUCAGACGCCGCUGAUAAUGCUGCUAAAAUCGAACCCCAUCCAUCUGGAACCGAAUCCAAGUCGGAUAGCACUACUACCAAGGAUUCUUCACCUUCUAGUAAAACUCAGCCCAAUAGCACACAAACGACUGCAAGUGGUAGUGUAACCUUCUCCACAAGCAUUAAGGCCUCUACAACUACCUCCCCCAAGGCCACAACUACAACCACCGCAAAGUCCCCCCCUACCCCUGCUGCAAAGGAUGAUGGCGGCAAGGCAGGUGAUGAUGAUGAAGAUGAAGGUGGGUAUGGCGGAUAUAGACGGAAGCGUGCUCUCAAGUACUUUUUCUAA
Molecule: messenger RNA, 3081 nt
Organism: Orbilia oligospora ATCC 24927
Lineage: Eukaryota; Fungi; Ascomycota; Orbiliomycetes; Orbiliales; Orbiliaceae
Exons: 10
Coding region: 1-3081 (1026 amino acids)
Molecular function (GO): oxidoreductase activity
Source: RefSeq, a predicted model, not a curated record